Molecule: messenger RNA, 1224 nt
Organism: Tripterygium wilfordii
Lineage: Eukaryota; Viridiplantae; Streptophyta; Magnoliopsida; Celastrales; Celastraceae
Product: 28 kDa ribonucleoprotein, chloroplastic-like
Exons: 4
Coding region: 120-1064 (314 amino acids)
Cellular component (GO): cytosol
Molecular function (GO): mRNA binding
Source: RefSeq, a predicted model, not a curated record
AGGCAAGAGCAAUGGCAAUACCUUUAUAAGUUAUACCUUCCUCCUUGACAAUCUGUCCCUUAUCCUCUCAAACCCUUAUUCCUCUAAAACCCAGUCUCUGUUGGAAAUCUGAAAAAACAAUGUCCUCUGCAACCACACAAAUCUUCAAGCCACUCUCUGGGGCGGACCCAUGUAUCUUCUCUCAACUAUCACUGUUAGCUUCCAUUCCAAGACCUCAAAACCCAACGUUGUCGCUCCCUGCUAGACCUAUCAGACUCCACCUCUCAUCUGCUCUUUGUCUAAAACACAAAAUUCAACGCUCAUCUUCGGUUGUCUUUGUUGCGCAGGCUUCUGGUUUGACCCAACAAGAGGAGGACAACACUGUGACCGUCACUGACCAAGAAGAAUCGACAUGGGAAAAUGACGAAAGUGACGGGAAUUGGGAGGCUGAGGGAGAAGAUUCUAGGAUUGAGGCGGCCGGAGGGGAUGAAGAUGGGACCUUUGACGAGGGUGGAGAAGAGGAGAAUUUUGUGGAGCCGCCGGAGGAGGCAAAGAUUUAUGUAGGGAAUUUGCCUUAUGAUGUAGAAAUCAAUAGCUUGGCUAAGCUAUUUGAGAAGGCUGGAACUGUUGAAAUUGCGGAGAUUAUUUACAACAGGGAAACCAAUCGGAGUCGUGGCUUUGGGUUUGUUACCAUGAGCACUGUUGAAGAGGCUGAGAAGGCUGUAGAAAUGUUUAACAGAUAUGAGUUAGAUGGAAGGUUCUUAACUGUAAACAAGGCUGCUCCCAGAGGAACCCUGCCUGAACGCCCUCCUCGUGCGUUUGAACCUGCUUUUAAAAUCUAUGUUGGAAACCUGCCAUGGGACAUGGAUAGUACUCGUCUGGGGCAAAUCUUUAGCGAACAUGGAAAGGUGGUGGAUGCGCAGGUGGUUGAUGACAGGGAGACUGGACGCUCACGUGGUUUUGGCUUUGUAACAAUGUCUUCUGAGGCUGAAAUGAACAAUGCCAUCUCUGCUCUUGACGGACAGAGUCUGGAUGGGAGGGCAAUCAGAGUAAAUGUUGCACAGGAAAGGCUAAGGCGUUUUUAACCCUAGAUGACAUGAAUCCAAGGUCUUCUGAAUGUAUUCUAUUACAAGCAUUGAUAUUUUUCUCUCUUUUUUUUUUCCCGGGAUAAUCCUUUUGUGGGGGUUUAGGGACAACUGAUAUUAGUAUUCAAUUCUCUCUUUAAAUGGAAGAUUUUGUUCGACA